Messenger RNA from Trematosphaeria pertusa, 1453 nucleotides. RefSeq names its product alpha/beta-hydrolase. The transcript has a single exon. The coding region runs from base 72 to 1151 and encodes 359 amino acids. Lineage: Eukaryota; Fungi; Ascomycota; Dothideomycetes; Pleosporales; Trematosphaeriaceae. The record is from RefSeq and is a predicted model, not a curated record.
CUUGAUGCCUCUUAACUGGCGUGACUACCCCAACGGACUUUCCUCCUCACCUCCAUAGCUCCACCAUAAACAUGGACUCCUCAGAUGCUCUCCAUGUCCCUCACAGCCGCGAAGUCUUCUACACCGGCGGAGAAUACACCGUCAUCCCCGACAACCCAUCUUCGUCCACAACAACAUCGCAAUACAUGCUCAAUCAAAUUUACGUCGAAAAACUCACGCCCCUCCACCCCACCGCAUCGCGGCCCUACCCGCUCAUCUUCAUCCCCGGCGCCGGCCAAACAGGCACCAACUUCCUCGACACUCCGGACGGACGUCCAGGCUGGGCCAAUUUCUUCCUGUCCCAUGGCUACACCGUGUACCUUACCGACCAGCCGUCGCGCGGCCGAUCGCCGUGGCAUCCCUCGGUUGGGUCCAUGCACGCGUUUAGCACCGCGGACCUCGAGAAGCUGUUCACUGCGUGCGCGUCACAUGAUCUCUGGCCGCGGUCUAGAACACACGCGCAAUGGCCCGGCACCGGCAAGGCCGGGGAUCCAAUCUUCGAUAGGUUCUUUGCGAGCCAGGUGCAGUAUCAAGCCGACAGGAAGAUCUCUGAGGCGCAGAACGCGAGCGCAUAUACGAAGCUGAUGGAUGAGGUGGGCGAAGCGUAUCUUGUGACGCAUUCGCAAGCCGGACCAUAUGGGUGGCGAGUUGGGGAUGCGCGGCCGCAUCUAGUCAAGGGGAUUGUCGCGCUAGAACCAGGCGGUCCUCCAUUCGAGAAUAAGUUUCCGCAAAAGAGCGGUAGAGUGAGAAUCUGGGGGAUUACGGAUCUGGAGGUUGAGUACGAUCCGUCCGCGGGACCCAACGCUGAGUUCCUUGAGACGGUGAGGAUACGGGCAAAGGAUUCCCAAUGCAUGGACUACCUGCUGCAGAAAGAACCGGCGAAAACGCUGAAGAACUUGUCGCAAGUGCCCGUGUUGGUAGUGACGGCUGAAGCAAGUUAUCAUGCGCCGUAUGACUACGGAACGGUAGCUUAUUUGAGGCAGGCGGGAGUGCAAGUCGAGCAUAUGGAGUUGUGGGAGCAGGGUAUUAGAGGGAAUGGGCAUAUGUUCUUCAUGGAGCGGAAUAAUUUCGACAUUGCGGAGAGAGUUCUGAGGUGGCUGAAUGAGCAUUGAGGGGAUCCUGAGACUGGGUGGGCCCCACUGGCGUGGAAAGAGGUGGCUUCAAAACCGUAAUUAGUGUCCUCGCGACGGUACUGAUGUUCUGUAAGGAGGAGACGAUUGUGGGCGAACACCACUGUGUGCGACUUCCUCGCGCUAGAAAUCCGCUCAAAGAUCUGACAGUAAUUGUGGAGACCCCCGUGAUUGGAGCGGUGAAGAAUGCCUCGAGGAGAUGGUUGGGUAUAUGGUGCGAGUAUAUGACCUGGGUUGUUGUCAGUUGGAACUAUGGUUUACGGAGUGGUGCAAUAAUGUAAAAG